UGACUCCGGAAACACGUGAUCGUGGUGAAGCGGAAAAACAGUUCCAGCACAUGUGUUAAAAAACCUGCUUCAUGUAGAGAAGAACCUGGAAAUCAGCUCGUUUCUUCUGCGGGGCUUAAAUCCUUUAAUUUCUGUUGGGACUUUGGUGCCGUCGGCGGGAGCAACAUGGAGGACGAAAACGUUAUCAAGCUUCCGGUGACCGAGAAUAAAAUAACGGCGAAGAAGAGAAGCCGACCUCCGAAGUUCGACCCGGAGGAAGAGGAGCAGCGGCGGCAGCAGAACCUGAAGAGGCUGGCGGUUCUGGGAGAGGAGGACGGCUCGGUGAAGCGGCUAGAGACGCUGGUGUUUGGAGCGGAGGAGGAGCUGCUGGAGAGGCUGGUGGAGGAGGAUGAAGAGGAGCAGACCAGUGGCCUGCAGCUGGAGGAUGAGGAGGGCGGUGGGGAUGAAGACUCGGAGGGGGAGGAAGAGCCUCGUCAGCAGCCGCAGCCCAGGAAAGCUGCCUGGGUGGACGAAGACGACGAGCUGGAGGAAGAGGUGGACUUGAAGCACCGUUACCGUAGAAACCUGAUGAAAGGAGAUGCAGAGUCGGCCAUGUCCAAGCAGAGGCUGCAGCAGAGGAUGAAGGAGCAGUUUCAGAAGUCGAUGGGAGGAACUCCAUCCUGGGCGCAGAGCAGCGACCAGAAGAAGAAGAAAAAAAAAGCUCUUGAUGAAGAAGAAGAGGAGGAGGAGGAAGAAGAGGACGACCUCCUCAGGAGGACGGGGAACUUUGUGGCGCCUUCAGAGAGUCUUCCCAGCGGCGUCCUGAGGAUGAAGAAGUGUCUCCAUGCCAACAGCGCCCGCCCCUCGGCGGACCGGCUCACCACGGUACAGUUCCACCCGUCGGCACAGGUCGUCAUGACGGCGGGACUCGACCAGUCCGUCUCCCUCUUCCAGGUGGACGGGAAGACGAACCCGAAGAUCCAGAGCGUCCACCUGGAGCGGUUCCCGGUCCACCAGGCCCGGUUCAGCCGGGACGGGCGGACGGUGAUCGCCACCAGCCUGCGGAACAAGAUGUUCUACCUGUACGACAUGAUGGAGGGCCGCGUGGCGCCGGUCCGCUCCGUCAGGGGUCUGAGUGAAGCCAGAGUGAAGGACUUCUCUGUGUGUCCUGACGGGGGUGCUCUGCUGCUGACCGGGACCAACGGAUACCUGCACAUGCUCACGCUGAAGACCAAUGAGAUCAUCCGCAGCAUGAAGAUCAACGGUGACGUCAGCGGCGUGGCUUUCUGUCCCGACGGCAGCAAAGCCUUUGUGAACUCAGAGGAAGGCGAGGUGUUUGUGUGGGACGUUCGCAGCAGUCGGUGCCUCAGCCGGUUCAUGGAUGACGGCUGCGUGAAGGGGACGGCCAUCGCCGCUUCGCCGGACGGUCGCUACCUGGCCUGCGGCUCCCAGGCGGGCGUGGUCAACGUCUACUCCCAGGAGGCGUGUCUUAAUUCGACCAAUCCAAAGCCUCUCAGAGCGGUGAUGAACCUGCUGACCUCUGCCACAUCUCUGACCUUUAACCCCACCUCUGAGAUCCUGGCUGUCGCCUCGCGAGUGGAAGACGAAGCCGUGCGGCUGGUCCACCUGCCCAGCCUCACCGUCUUCUCCAAUUUCCCCGUGGCCAGCAGGAAGGUCGCUCACCGGGUCGGCUGCCUGGACUUCUCGCCACACAGCGGCUUCUUCUCAUUGGCCAACAACAAAGGACACGCCCCCCUGUUCAGGCUGCUGCACUACAAGGACUUCUGAAGAGACUCAGGACCAGAACCAGAACCAGAACCUAACCAGAACCCGGCUCAGUUAUUCCUGAACACCUGAAGCCUGUUGGGUUUGGGUCAGUCGGUCCAACAGGAAACAGAACUCUGCGACUGGUUUUUAUAUUUGGAUUUAUAAAAGGCUUUCUAACAGAACCAAGUCGACCCGUUUUGUUUUAUUCUGAAGUUUUUCUCUCCUGAUGUUUAAACUUAAAUUAUUUAAUCAGAAUUUUAACUUUAGAUCAGAAAAUCUUGGAUUUUUCCCAGAAUAGCCCGAUUUCUCCUGAUCGGGUGCCAGAGAUCAUCUGUGACCUCUGACCUCACGACCUCUUCCUGGAAAAGAGGAAGACCAUGGAUGAAGAUUCAAUCUGCAGCUGAGUUUGAUUCGGUUGCAGAACAUUAAACUAAAAUGUGACGCUAAUGAAACGGCGGCGUUCUGCUUCCUGGUCCAGAGCAAGCACGCGGCGACAGUGGACAGAGCAACCAGUGCAGCUAGAGAAUCAACAUUACUGACUUUAGAUUAAUUACGCUCAGAUGGAUGAGUGUCAUUUUAUUUGUUCAUUUUGAUGAUUUUCUACUUCCAGUUGUUACAAAACAUUUAAAAUUAGAAGAUUACAUCAAUAAAACAUUUGAAAACACA
Molecule: messenger RNA, 2412 nt
Organism: Xiphophorus hellerii (green swordtail)
Lineage: Eukaryota; Metazoa; Chordata; Actinopteri; Cyprinodontiformes; Poeciliidae
Gene: utp18
Product: UTP18 small subunit processome component
Exons: 13
Coding region: 166-1767 (533 amino acids)
Biological process (GO): rRNA processing
Cellular component (GO): Pwp2p-containing subcomplex of 90S preribosome; small-subunit processome
Molecular function (GO): protein binding
Source: RefSeq, a predicted model, not a curated record